Molecule: messenger RNA, 2856 nt
Organism: Poecilia reticulata (guppy)
Lineage: Eukaryota; Metazoa; Chordata; Actinopteri; Cyprinodontiformes; Poeciliidae
Source: RefSeq, a predicted model, not a curated record
CAGUCCAGCAGCAGAACACGCUUGCAACUAACAGUGAAGAAGAGACGCACAAAGAGUUAGCGCUACGACUAAAAACACUUUAUUUUCGUUACAUAGAGCUAUGCAGAAUGAMAGCAUGUUUUAAUGUAAUGAUUAAACAUAACUUGGCUCGUUUAAUGUGACACUGAGCGGGAUUUUUAACGGAUGAACUGAACCUGCCUUUUUCUCCUUAGCUUAGCUGGCUAGCUUAGCUGGUGUCAAACCUUUUAACGUCCGUGUUCACCCAGGAACGACAACACGCUGAAGCUGCGCAGAAGCUACAACUGACUUGGGUUUUGUUUUAUAAACCAAACGGCGUGUGUUUGGGGGGGUCAACGGCUACAGCUUUUGAAUAAAACGCGUCAUAAGUCACCCUGCGAAACAAGGAAGUCUGAAUGAAACCUGCAUUGAGCUCGUUCCAAUUUUUUUGCACUUCGCGCGAGAUUUGACACUUCGAUGAGUUAAGUUUGUUUCUAUGAAAGUUCACCAGAACAGGGUGCUGGAAACUGGAUUUUCCGUGGAAAUAUCAGGCCGACCUGUCCACACUUUGACUCGUGUUCGUGGGGAAUAAAUUGGAGCCAACAUGAUUCCCGAUAAAGCCCCGCAGGAGAACGUCUUCCACUGCUCCGAGGACCUAAGGAAGGAGUCCCACRUCCCCAGCUUUGMGAAAUACAAGGAGCUCUACACCCGCUCCAUUGAGAAUCCAGAUGAGUUCUGGGCUGCCAUUGCUAAAGAUUUCUUCUGGAAGACCAAACACACCGGUCGCUUCCUGGACUACAACUUCGACGUGACCAAAGGAGAAAUCUUCGUUAAGUGCAUGGAAGGAGCCACCACCAACAUCUGCUACAACCUGCUGGACCGCAACGUCCACGAGAGGAAGCUCGGCGAUAAGAUCGCCUUCUUCUGGGAAGGCAAUGAACCCGGAGACGACUUGACCGUCACCUACAGAGAGCUGCUGCAGAAGGUCUGCCGGUUCGCUAAUGUCCUGAAAUCCCAGGGUAAGUCCCGUCUGCCCGCUAAUCCACCAACAUUUAGACAUCUGAUCUAUUUCUUCUGGAAGACCAAACACACCGGUCGCUUCCUGGACUACAACUUCGACGUGACCAAAGGAGAAAUCUUUGUUAAGUGCAUGGAAGGAGCCACCACCAACAUCUGCUACAACCUGCUGGACCGCAACUGUAACGCAGCCUCCUGCUGCGGUUUGCUGACGGUUUCCUCUCCGCAGGGCGUCCUGCACACGGUCAGCGGAUACCUGCUCUACGUCGCCACCACCUUCAAACUGGUGUUCGACCAUCAGCCCGACGACGUCUUCUGGUGCACGGCGGACAUCGGCUGGAUCACCGGCCACUCCUACAUCACGUACGGACCGCUGGCCAACGGCGCCACCAGCGUGUUGUUCGAGGGUUUGCCUACGUACCCCGACGUCAGCCGCAUGUGGCAGAUCGUGGACAAAUACCAGGUGACAAAGUUCUACACGGCGCCGACCGCCAUCAGGCUGCUGAUGAAGUACGGCAGCGACCCGGUGCAGAAGCACAAACGCAAAUCGCUGAAGGUUCUGGGGACGGUGGGCGAGCCCAUCAACCCGGAGGCGUGGCAGUGGUACCACGGCGUGGUGGGGGAGAAACGAUGCCCGAUCGUCGACACCUUCUGGCAGACUGAAACCGGCGGACACGUGCUGACUCCUCUGCCGGCGGCGACGCCCACGAAACCCGGAUCCGCUACGUUUCCGUUCUUCGGCGUGGUGCCGGCCAUCUUGAAUGAGUCUGGAGAAGAGCUGGAAGGGCCGAGUGAAGGAUACCUGGUGUUCAAGCAGCCGUGGCCCGGCGUGAUGCGCAGCGUUUACGGGAACCACGAGAGAUUCGAAGCCACGUACUUCAAGAAGUUCCCGGGAUAUUACGUCACGGGGGACGGUUGCCGUAGAGACAAGGAUGGAUACUACUGGAUAACGGGGAGGAUAGACGACAUGCUGAAUGUCUCAGGUCACCUGCUGAGCACGGCGGAGGUGGAGUCAGCCUUGGUGGAGCACAAGUCGGUGGCCGAAGCCGCCGUGGUGAGCCGCCCCCAUGCGGUGAAGGGAGAGAGCCUCUACUGCUUCGUCACGCUGAACGACGGCGUGGCGUUCAGCCAGGCGCUGGAGGCCGAGCUCAGGAAGCAAGUGAGGGAGAAGAUCGGCGCCAUUGCCACUCCAGAUUACAUCCAGAACGCGCCCGGACUUCCCAAAACCCGAUCCGGGAAGAUCAUGCGGCGGGUGCUUCGUAAAAUCGCCUGCGACGAGAAGGACAUGGGCGACAUUUCCACGCUCGCCGACUCGUCCGUCGUUGACGAGCUUUUCAGGAACCGAUGCCCCCCCGCGGUGUGACGACGCCCCCUGGAGGCUCACCACAGGAAGCGCAGAAGAAGAGCCGGCGCUGCUGGGAAAUAUUUCCUCCUGCUGAUGCGGCAGAACGCUGCGGCGGCGUAGCAGCCAGUAACGCAGCAACACCCCAAAGGUAGCAGCUCAGGGCGUUCAGAACCACCRGGGCGGCUUCUUCUUUAUUCCUGGUUUCUGCUAGAAAACAGUCGAGUUUCUCUAACGGUCCAGUCAAAUCCAAGCCAUAGAUACCCUGAUUAACGUUUUUAUCAAGCUUCAUCUGUUAUUCUACAAACAAAAAGUGUCUGUAACCAUUUUCCUCCCUGUUUGUUUUCAUUUGAACUGAAUUUAAUCAYAUUUUGUUGGGUGUUUCUGUGUGUGAGCAUGUUUCUACGUCUGUUGGCUGGCAGAAACUACACUGCAAAAACACAAAAAGCAGUUUUCUUUAAAUAAGAAAAACUUACAAGCAACUUUUCAGCUUAUUUCAG